Molecule: messenger RNA, 1668 nt
Organism: Polypterus senegalus (gray bichir)
Lineage: Eukaryota; Metazoa; Chordata; Cladistia; Polypteriformes; Polypteridae
Gene: lrit2
Product: leucine-rich repeat, immunoglobulin-like and transmembrane domains 2
Exons: 3
Coding region: 82-1656 (524 amino acids)
Molecular function (GO): protein binding
Source: RefSeq, a predicted model, not a curated record
UUACAGAUAAAUACAGUUACUUCCUUUUGCUUGCCAGGCUGCACCUGCACAGAUGACAGUUUUGGGAGGUCUCUGCUUUGUAUGGCUACCGCCCUAAGAAGGAUCCCCAACAACAUCCCGCAUGAUGUAAAAAAAAUAAGAAUUGAAAACUCUCAUCUGACUGAACUGCCCCAAAGGUCAUUCUCUGCAGUUAGUGCCUUGGAAUUUCUGUGGCUAAACUUUAACAACAUAACGGUUAUGCAUUUAAAAAGCUUAGAAGGCUUGAAAACAUUAACAGAGCUAAGGUUGCAGGGAAAUAAACUGCGUUCAGUACCAUGGACAGCUUUUCAGGACACCCCAAUUCUGAAAAUUUUGGAUCUCAAGCACAACAGGCUUGAUGUUCUUCCAGAGUACGCACUGAGAUAUUUACCAGCACUGACCUACUUAGACUUAUCCAUCAAUCAGCUUAGCGUAAUUUCAAAGGAUGUCUUCUUGAACUGGCCUCUUUACCACGCAGACGAGCAGCCAACUAAAAAAGAGGACAGCUCUUCUAAUGUUGUUUUAGCACUCCACGACAAUCCUUGGUUAUGUGACUGUCGUCUUAAGGGUUUCGUUCAAUUUGUCAAGUCCGUCAGACCUCCAAUUAUACUGAUGAAUUCAUACUUAACUUGUUCAGGUCCACAGUUCAAGAUGGGCAAGUAUUUUCAUGAAGUUGAAUUAAAGAAUUGUAUGAAACCAGAGGCUACGUCUCCGGUUCACAACAUUUCCCUCCCUUUUGGUUUGAAUGUGACACUCACGUGUUUGGCCAAGGCCAGGCCAUCUCCAGCUGUCUGGUGGACAUAUGGCCUCAAGCUUGUUAAAGGCUUUAAUGUGUCUCAAACAUACAUUGAUGAUGAUACUGUUAAAUCUGAACUGGUUAUACCCUCAUUACAUCUUCGAGAUAGUGGAACAUACACCUGCACUGCCAGUAAUUUUAUUGGCAAUUCCUCUGUGAAUAUUUUGAUGAGGGUUACAUCUCCUGAAUCCUUCUCACUAUAUUCAUCCAUGUUUCCAAUAUCGUCCUCUGAAGAAAAUGUGUACAUUGAGAUAAGAAUAGCCAAGCAGACCGUUUAUGGGAUAACUAUAGAAUGGUAUGCAACAACAGAUAACCCUGCAGAAACAUGGUAUACCCUGCAUUUUGGCCGCUACGAGGACACAAAGAAAGAGCUCCUCUACAUUGGACCUGGAAUCAACACGUAUUCAGUUGAUGACUUGUUGCCAGCUACAAAAUAUGAAGUUUGUGUCACACUGAAAAACCUAAGCCCCAGAAGGGGGCAGUGUAUUGUGUUUGUGACAGGUAGUGACAUCAGUGAACUUGAACAAAGAGAAAAGCUGAUUCAUAUCAUUGUUAUUGUGUGUGCCAUGGUGUUGGCAGUGCCAGCGGGAAUGUAUGCCUGUACCACGGAAACAAGAUUUAGCUGCUUUGAAAAGUGCAGUGAUCGGUUCAAACGGUCCAAGCGUUCAGAAAAGAGUUUGAAACAUGCUGGAAGACAGGGGACCUUUGACAGUCUCCAAGCAGGCAGUGAUGAGGGGCUUUGUAACAGAGAUUCAAGUGAAGACAAGCAAAGAAGACGACGAUCUGAUGAUAGAGCCCUGAAGGCCAGAACAGAGCAAAUAAACAGUGCUGAACUUUAUUAGAAAUGAUUUUUG